Messenger RNA from Ascochyta rabiei, 1536 nucleotides. Its product is annotated as ribosome assembly. Gene Ontology annotation, cellular component: nucleolus. The record is from RefSeq and is a predicted model, not a curated record. Bases 1 to 1536 code for a protein of 511 amino acids. NCBI's taxonomy places the organism in Eukaryota, Fungi, Ascomycota, Dothideomycetes, Pleosporales, Didymellaceae. Gene Ontology annotation, biological process: ribosomal large subunit assembly. The transcript has a single exon. Gene Ontology annotation, molecular function: protein binding.
AUGGCGACACAAUACCCGCCUCCCUCGAAGCGGCAGAAGCGCGCGCAGGCCGAGUUCACGCGCGAACAGCAGGACGUCGACACGACCCUCCCCGACGGCACCGUACGCGUGCGCUUUGUAGACCAGGCCACGGGUGAGAGCGGCAGCCUGCCCGUUCUUACUGUCCCUCUCUCGCAAGCCACGACCAAGAACCUCGAGAUCCUCCUCAACGAGCUCAAGGACCAGGCCGACGACCAGGUCCCCUACCGGUUCUUCCACGACGAGGCUACGGAGGCGCUUGGGGACAAGGAAGAUUUGUACAAUGCACUGGUCAGGUCAGGGAAAGCCUCGGCAGAGAGCGAGAUUGUGCUCCAGUAUGCGCCGCAGGCUGUGUUUAGGGUGAAGGCGGUGUCGAGAUGUGCGGCCGCCGUGUCCGGGCACGGCGACAACAUCUUGGCCGUGCAGUUCUCCCCGCUGAACUCUGGACGUAUGGCUAGUGGAAGCGGAGACAAGACCGUCAGGAUAUGGGACUGCGACACAGGAACACCGGUGCACACGAUGAAGGGCCACACGAGGUGGGUGCUUGCUGUCAGCUACUCCCCAGACGGCUCCCUGCUUGCCUCUGGAGGCUACGACAACGAAGUCCGGAUCUGGGACCCCGAGACAGGAAAGCAGGUCGGCAGUGCGCUGAAGGGGCACACCCACUUCAUCACGUCGCUCUGCUGGGAGCCAUACCACCUGCAAGAGCCAGGGCGGCCGAGGGUAGCGUCGUCGUCCAAGGACGGACUGGUACGCGUGUGGGAUGCUGUUGGCGGCAAGAUCGACUUUGCACUGGCGGGACACAAGGGCAGCGUGACGUGUGUGAAAUGGGGCGGCACGGGCCGCAUAUACACGUCCUCUCACGACAAGACGAUCAAGGUGUGGAAUGCCGCCACUGGCUCGCUGCUCAGCACCCUGUCCGGCCACGCACAUUGGGUGAACCAUCUCGCGCUGUCGACCGACUUUGUCCUACGCACUGCCUACCACGACCACACACGCAAGGUUCCCGCGACAGCAGAAGAGAAGGUGGCCAAGGCGAAAGCGCGCUUCGAGAAGGCCGCCACCAUCAGCGGCGAGAUUGUGGAGCGCCUUGCGACCGCUUCAGAAGACUGCACGUUGAUCCUGUGGACGCCGCUGACCAGCCCGAAGCCCGUGACGCGGAUGACGGGACAUCAGAAGCAGAUCAACCAGGUCGUGUUUUCACCCGACGGCCAGCUGCUCGCGUCUGCAGCGUGGGACAACCACGUCAAGCUCUGGUCCGCGCGCGACGGGAAGUUCCUCAACACGCUGAGAGCGCACGUGGGACCGGUGUACAUGGCCAGCUUCUCCGCCGACAGCAGACUGCUCGCCAGCUGCAGCAAGGACACGACGCUCAAGGUGUGGGACAUGCGGACGGGCAAGCUGAAGGAGGACCUCCCCGGCCACAAGGACCAGGUGUUUGCGCUGGACUGGAGUCCGGAUGGCGACAAGGUGGGCAGCGGAGGAGCAGACAAGCAGGUGCGGAUAUGGAGGAACUGA